AUGAGAUGUGAUGAGUGUAACUCUGGCUGCUCGUUUGAAUAUAUUGAUGAAAACUAUAUUGCUCACGGAAAAUGUGGUGAAUGUGAUGUCGGUUGCAAUAAAAAUCUUGAUAAGCAGAGUUUACUUGAAAAGUUCCGUAAUAUGCACACGGGAAACGAUGAGCAGUUCAGGUUGCUGUUGAGAAAAGGUGUAUACCCAUAUGAGUAUGUUAACUCAUUCGAUAGGUUUAAUAAAACUGAGCUCCCGUCAAAGGAUGACUUUUAUAGCGAGCUUAACAUGAGUCACAUCAGUGAUGCUGACUAUGAGCAUGCUCAGAAGGUUUGGAAAGCCUUUGAUAUUAAGGAUCUAGGUGAAUAUCAUGACAUCUAUCUCAAUACAGAUGUUCUAUUGCUCGCCGGUGUGUUUGAGACAUUCAGAGAGACGUGUUUGAGAUACUACAAACUAGAUCCAGCGCAUUUUUACACAACUCCUGGAUUAACUUGGCAAGCAUGUCUGAAAAAGACCGGGGUUAGUCUAGAUCUAUUGUCUGAUAUUGAGAUGGUCACGUUCAUUGAAAGCGGUAUUAGGGGUGGAUUGUGUCAGGCUGUCCACCGCUACGCCAAGGCCAACAAUCCAUAUAUGGGCGAUAUGUAUAAUACUUCGGAAGAUACAACCUAUCUGCAGUAUCUUGAUGCUAACAAUCUGUAUGGAUGGGCCAUGAUACAGAAGAUGCCCACCGGAGGGUUUGAGUGGGUUAAUGACGUUAGUAAAUUGCCCGAACCCGUACCGGCACCCUCGAGAUCCGGUACUAGCCAACACGACAUGGAUUUGUUUGAAGAGCAAGAAAUGAUUAAAACCAGACCUAUUGUGAAAAGCAAGUUGAUUGAAUGGAGAGACUGGUUGAUAAAUCAUGUACCUAAGGCUAUUAAGGAUAAAACAACAAAAGCUUUCAAAACCAUGAAGGAUAAGAUCAUGGGUUUUUAUAAAAAGGACAGUGGAGAGGAAGAGGUGAAAGAGGAGGAAGAGGUGAAAGAGGAAAAUCCAUAUACUCCUAGAAAAGUUGUUCACGAUCCUGUAACCAACACUUUUAAUCGUGUGGUAAACUCUCCUAGGACGGGGAAGAUAAUGGUUUCCGAUUUCACAUCCGAACUUAUUUCAAAAUUAGCCGAUGAAGAUGGUGAUAGGGGGUACUUCCUUGAGGUUGAUGUUAGUUACCCACGGGAACUUAAUGAUUCUCAUAACGACCUUCCUUUCAUGCCCGAGAGGAAGGUUAUCAAUGGGGUCGAGAAGCUGACACCAUGUCUUUCGGACAAGACAAACUACAUCAUCCAUAUCCGUGCGCUUGAUCAGGCGUUGAAGCAUGGUCUUGUUCUUGAUAAGGUUCAUAGAGUCUUGAGAUUUAAUCAGAGUGCGUGGUUGAAGUCGUACAUAGAUUUUAACACUGAUUUGCGUACUAAAUCAACUAAUGACUUUGAGAAGGACUUUUUCAAGCUUAUGAACAAUUCGUUCUUUGGUAAGACAAUGGAGAAUCAGCGUAAACACAAGGAUAUACGCUUGGCUACGAAGAAGGAACAGUAUGAGAAGCUGGUGAUGAAACCAAACUUCAAGGGUAGCACAUGGUUCUCGGAAGCACUGAUGGGUAUAGAGAUGUCCAAGAUCAAGAUCAAAAUGAAUAAGCCGAUAUACAUGGGACUGGCAAUUCUCGACAUGUCCAAGAUGAUUAUGUACGAGUUUCACUAUGAUUACAUGAAACCGAAAUAUGGUGAUGACGUGAAGCUGUGUUACAUGGAUACUGAUUCAUUCGUAUACCACAUCAAAACCAACGACUUUUACAGAGAUAUCGCCGAUAAUGUGUCUGCGAGAUUUGACACAUCGGGGUAUGAUAAGGAAGAUGGUAGACCUCUACCAUUAGGUUUGAAUAAAAAGAUCAUUGGGCUGAUGAAGGACGAGUUAGGUGGUAAGGUGAUGGCUGAGUUUGUAGCCCUAAGAGCUAAGACCUAUGCAUACAAACAACUAUGUGGUAAGGAGGAUAAGAGGUGUAAGGGGGUGAAGAAAUGUGUGGUAAGGGAGACCAUAGGUUUGAAUAAAAAGAUCAUUGGGCUGAUGAAGGACGAGUUAGGUGGUAAGGUGAUGGCUGAGUUUGUAGCCCUAAGAGCUAAGACCUAUGCAUACAAACAACUAUGUGGUAAGGAGGAUAAGAGGUGUAAGGGGGUGAAGAAAUGUGUGGUAAGGGAGACCAUAGGUUUGAAUAAAAAGAUCAUUGGGCUGAUGAAGGACGAGUUAGGUGGUAAGGUGAUGGCUGAGUUUGUAGCCCUAAGAGCUAAGACCUAUGCAUACAAACAACUAUGUGGUAAGGAGGAUAAGAGGUGUAAGGGGGUGAAGAAAUGUGUGGUAAGGGAGACCAUAGGUUUCGCUGAUUAUAAGAGAUGCCUGUUUGAGGGUGAGAACAUUUACAGAACCCAAAUGACAUUUCGAUCUAUUAAGCACGAUGUUCACACAAUAAAAACAAAUAAACUGGCGCUCAAUGCCGAUGAUGAUAAACGCAUAAUUUUGGAAGAUGGUAUUACCACACUGGCAAGAGGACAUUAUAGACACAUAUCACUAUAAUUUGGAGACACGGCAGGGGAGGGUGGGGAGGGACCCAUGGGACGGGGAGGGGGUGGGAGGGGGUUUUGGACAGAUAUCGUUGAUUUGACGUGGAUGAUCCAUAAUUUAACGUAAAGUGGUAAAGUGCUCAUGGAUUUUAUGGACUCUUUUAUCGUUGAUUUAACGUGGAUGAUCUAUAAUUUGACGUGGAAUGGUACGGAAUAUUAAUCGCUAAGGGGUGGUAUGGGCCUUUUUUACGUUGAUUUAACGGAUAUGCACGCUUAUUUGACAUGAUUGUCCUAGGAUCGGCCUUUUCCUAUCUUUGUUUCGCCUAAUGUAUCGGUGCUGUUAACGGUACGUACAUGAAAAUCAAAAAGGCCAACAUAUUAUGCCAGCAGAAAGGGUAAUUUUACAUCAAACUAGUCUGUUGCCCGUGGAAAAAUCCACGGGUUCGCCCGUCCUUUUUUACCGCAUUGCGUGCGUCUCGCUACUUGAGCAGCUAAGCUACCAUUUUACGUGACAGACAGACAGACGUAUACGGGUAUAAUAAUGUAGAUUGUAAAUUCUACCUUAAAUGAAUUGUUUAGAGAUGGAACUAUCCAAAAAUGCGAAAGAACCAUUGUCGAAGGGGAGUCUGCAGUACCAGUUUUCAUGUUAGGAGACCCAGCAUAUCCUUUACUACUAUUUUUAAUGAUGAAAUUUUCGAAAGGGGGAAGAACUCUAGCGAACGUUUUUUUUUGGUCAACGUUUAUCCUCAGCAAGAAUAGCUGUCGAGUGCGCAUUUGGGCGAUUAAAAGCUCGGUUUGGCUGUUUAAGGAGAGAAAUGGACAUAAAUCUUAAGGACUUUCUGUUGUAAUUCAUUCCUGUUUUUUUCUACUACAUAACUUUUGUGAAAUUAGACAAGAGGUAGUUAAUCCAAAUGAUGUGCUAGUUGCUCAAAACUACGAUGCUGAAUUUUAGCCUUUAUCAAAUCAAUGAUAACAAUGGCGGGUGGUUAAAAAAUCAGAAUUA
Hydractinia symbiolongicarpus is the source of this 3576-nucleotide messenger RNA. RefSeq lists its product as uncharacterized. The coding region runs from base 1 to 2586 and encodes 861 amino acids. The transcript is spliced from 3 exons. The record is from RefSeq and is a predicted model, not a curated record. NCBI's taxonomy places the organism in Eukaryota, Metazoa, Cnidaria, Hydrozoa, Anthoathecata, Hydractiniidae.